GUAGCUGCUUCAGCAUCUUCCAUUGGAACUUUCACUUGGGAUUUGGUGAUGGCCAGCAGUGGAUCGCAACAGACACCACCAUACAAACCGUACAGGCACAUACGAACCCUGAGGGGCCACGAGCGAGCAGUCUCCUGCGUAAAAUUUUCAAACGAUGGAACGCUCCUGGCCUCAGCCUCCUUGGACAAAACCCUAAUUCUCUGGUCGUCUCCCGACUUCUCCCUUGUCCACCGCCUCAUAGGGCACUCCGAGGGCGUAUCCGACCUCGCCUGGUCCUCUGACUCUCACUAUAUCUGCUCCGCCUCUGAUGACCGCACUCUCCGCAUCUGGGACGCACGCACCCCCUUCGAUUGCCUUAAGAUCCUCAAGGGCCACUCUGAUUUUGUGUUCUGUGUGAAUUUUAAUCCUCAGUCGAACUUAAUCGUCUCGGGUUCUUUUGAUGAAACGAUUCGAAUUUGGGAGGUGAAGACAGGGAAAUGCGUUAGGGUCAUUAGAGCUCAUUCUAUGCCGGUAACAUCAGUGCAUUUUAAUAGAGAUGGUUCUUUGAUUGUCUCGGGGAGUCAUGAUGGUUCUUGUAAGAUUUGGGAGGCUUCUUCUGGUACUUGUUUGAAGACUCUCAUUGAUGAUAAGAACCCUGCUGUGUCCUUUGUUAAAUUCUCGCCUAAUGGAAAGUUCAUUCUCGUUGCUACUCUUGAUAGCACUCUUAAACUUUGGAAUUACUCGACGGGGAAGUUCUUGAAGAUUUACUCUGGUCACACCAACAAAGUAUACUGCAUAACCUCGACAUUCUCUGUGACAAAUGGGAAAUACAUCGUGAGUGGGUCUGAAGACAAGUGUGUUUACUUGUGGGAUCUCCAGCAAAAAACCAUGGUUCAGAAACUAGAAGGCCAUACUGAUACUGCCAUUUCUGUAACAUGCCACCCUACAGAGAACAAGAUAGCUUCUGCUGGCCUUGAUGGUGAUAAAUCAAUCAGAAUUUGGCAUCAAGAUUAGAGAAUCUUACACCAUGUGCAUUGAUAUGUCAAAAGAGUGUUGAUGAUCAACAAGUUAAAAAGGAAGUUCAUGAUCUGAGGCAUUAACGUGUUAUCUGAUGAAUCCUAACAACCAUGUUAUUAUCUGGUGGCCAGUGUAUUGAUAAACAUUUCUUAUGAGUGAAUCGUUUGGGCAUCUUCAUUCCAAAUGGGUAUUGUAAUGGCAAGGUCUAAUAGAUCUCCAAAUAAUAACAAUUUGAAACAAAUAUAUAUUAUUCUUUUUUGUA
Populus trichocarpa (black cottonwood) is the source of this 1258-nucleotide messenger RNA. RefSeq names its product COMPASS-like H3K4 histone methylase component WDR5B. NCBI's taxonomy places the organism in Eukaryota, Viridiplantae, Streptophyta, Magnoliopsida, Malpighiales, Salicaceae. Gene Ontology annotation, molecular function: histone binding. Gene Ontology annotation, cellular component: Set1C/COMPASS complex. The transcript is spliced from 2 exons. Bases 49 to 993 code for a protein of 314 amino acids. The record is from RefSeq and is a predicted model, not a curated record.